CCUCGGUUUGCGUCGGCGUCUGCUGCGGCGUCCUCCGCUGGCCUCGGACCCCUGCAGCCGUCGGAGCCCGGCCCGGAGCGCGCCCGCCCUCGCGAGUCAUGGAGAUGAAGGCCGUGUGCGUGUUGAAGGGCCAGGGCCCGGUGGAGGGCACCAUCCACUUCGUGCAGAAGGGAAGUGGGCCUGUUGUGGUAUCAGGAACCAUUACAGGGCUGACUGAAGGCGAGCAUGGAUUCCACGUCCAUCAGUUUGGAGAUAAUACACAAGGCUGUACCAGUGCAGGUCCUCACUUUAAUCCUCUGUCUAAAAAACAUGGUGGGCCAAAAGAUCAAGAGAGGCAUGUUGGAGACCUGGGCAAUGUUACUGCUGGCAAGGAUGGCGUGGCCAUUGUGUCCAUAGAAGAUUCUCUGAUUGCACUCUCAGGAGACUAUUCCAUCAUUGGCCGCACCAUGGUGGUCCACGAGAAACGAGAUGACUUGGGCAAAGGUGACAAUGAAGAAAGUACACAGACAGGAAACGCCGGGAGUCGUUUGGCUUGUGGUGUCAUUGGGAUCGCCAAGUAAAUAUUCCCUAGGAUGCGAUCUGAGUUCUAGUUAACUCCUAUGUUAUCUUGCUAGUUGUAGAAAUUUAACUUGAUAAACAUUAAACAUUGUAACCUUAAAAGUAUAAUUUGUGUGACUUUUUAAUUGCUUUAAGUACCUGUGAUGAGAACUGAUUUAUGAUCACUUGGAAGAUUUGUAUAAUUUUAUAAAACUCCUAUUCAGUUAAAAUGUAUGUUUCAACGAUCUCUGUAUUUUGCCAGGCUUAAUCAUAUAUGGGUAUUAAACUUAAUUGUCUGAAUUUCUUCAAUUCUCAUUCAAGCCCGCAAUAAACAAAUACAACAUA
Messenger RNA from Nyctereutes procyonoides (raccoon dog), 882 nucleotides. It is a transcript of the gene SOD1, whose product is annotated as superoxide dismutase 1. Gene Ontology annotation, molecular function: superoxide dismutase activity; copper ion binding. The record is from RefSeq and is a predicted model, not a curated record. The transcript is spliced from 5 exons. Gene Ontology annotation, biological process: removal of superoxide radicals. Gene Ontology annotation, cellular component: peroxisome; nucleus; cytosol. The coding region runs from base 99 to 560 and encodes 153 amino acids. NCBI's taxonomy places the organism in Eukaryota, Metazoa, Chordata, Mammalia, Carnivora, Canidae.